Hyla sarda is the source of this 2163-nucleotide messenger RNA. RefSeq names its product zinc finger protein ZFP2-like. The record is from RefSeq and is a predicted model, not a curated record. Gene Ontology annotation, biological process: regulation of DNA-templated transcription. Lineage: Eukaryota; Metazoa; Chordata; Amphibia; Anura; Hylidae. Bases 31 to 2055 code for a protein of 674 amino acids. The transcript is spliced from 7 exons.
AUUAGUACAUUUCUGACUGAUCUGCUGAGGAUGGACAGGGAAAGAAAACAGAUGACUGAGAAAAUAUUAAACCUCACCCUAGAGAUUAUCUACCUGGUGACUGGAGAGGAAUACAUUGUAGUGAAGAAGGUAACCGAAGAAAGUGAAGAAUGGAGCAGGAGCCAUGAUUCUGACAUGUCUGCUCCACACUCACUCAUACAUGACAGAAACAGCUAUCGGGAAAUCUUGAAACUCCUCAAGAAGAUGACUGAGCUGCUGACUGGAGAGGUUCCCAUAAGAUGUGAGGAUGUCACCGUCUAUUUCUCCAUAGAGGAGUGGGAGUAUUUUAAACGACACAAUGAUCAGUAUGAGGACAUUAUUAUAGAGAACCACAUGAUUCUCACAUCACCAGAUGAAUCCAGUAAAAAGGAAACAGCAUCAGAGGGUUGUCCCAGACACAACAAGGAAUAUUCAGAACAUGUAAAAAUUCCACAGGAUAUUCAGGUAACAAAUAUGAGUGAAAUAAAAGUGGAAGACAUAACAGAAGAAGAUAUAUAUGUGAAAGAAAUUUCUACAGAUAUUAACACAGCCACCAUGUAUCCAAAUCAUUUGUCAUCACCUGCUGCUGAUGAGGUGCUGAGGAUACACAGGGGGCCAGAGGCAGCACUCACAACUAAAGUACACCGACUCCUCUCCAGCAUCCAUUUCUUCACCCCCCAGCGAGAUUAUAAAGUAAAAAACAACAAUAUCACAGAAGAUAAUUCAGAAAAACUUUCCACAACAACUUAUAGCACAAAUACGCCCUCACACCUUCACAGUAGAGAUCUAGCUAUUGAUCCUACUAAUCAAGAGGAACAACCUUAUCAAUCACAGCAUACUGAGCAAAGUACAGGAGAAACAGAACAUAAAAUAUUUCCAUGUUCUGAAUGUGGAAAAUAUUUUAAAAAGAAAUCUAAUCUUUCUGUGCACAAAAGAAUUCAUAGAGAUGAGAAUUCAUGUUCAGAAUGUGGUAAACAAUUUAAAAGUAAAUAUAACCUUUCUAUGCAUGAAAGAAUUCACAGAGAUGAAAGGCCAUUUUCAUGUUCAGAAUGUGGGAAAAGUUUUCGCCAGAAAUCAGUUCUUUUUAGACACCAAAGAAGGCACAGAGGGGAGGAGCAAUAUUCAUGUCCGGAAUGUGAGAAACGGUUUCACCAGAAAUCAGACCUUGUUGUACACCAAAGAACUCACACUGGAGAAAAGCCUUAUGUAUGUUCAGAAUGUGGAAAAUGUUUUAUGCAGAAGUCAUGUCUUGUUAUGCAUCAGAAAAUUCACACAGGGGAGAAACCAUUUUUAUGUUCCGAGUGUGGGAAAUGUUUUAGGCAGAAUUCAGAUCUCGUUGUACAUCAAAGAAGGCACAGGAAGGAGGAGAGGUUUUCAUGUCCAGAAUGUGAGAAAGGUUUUCAACAGAAAUCAGAUCUCAUUGUACACCAAAGAACUCACACAGGGGAGAAACCCUAUUCAUGUUCUGAAUGUGGAAAAUGUUUUACCCAGUUAUCAGCCCUUCUUGCACAUCAGAGAACUCAUACAGGGGAGAAGCCUUAUUUAUGUUCUGAAUGUGAGAAACGCUUUGCAACAAAAUUAUGUCUUAUUGAACAUCAGAGAACUCACACAGGGGAGAAACCAUAUGCAUGUCCAGAAUGUACAAAAUGCUUCAGCCACAAGUCCAGUCUUGUUAAACAUCGUGAAAUCCAUACAGGAGAAAAGCCAUUUUCAUGUUCAGAAUGUGGGAAGUGUUUUAUAAAGAAAGCAAGUCUUGUUAGACAUCGGAUAUGUCACACAGGAGAGAAGCCAUUUUCAUGUUCUGAGUGUGGGAAAAGCUUCACAAGAAAAUCAAGUGUUGCUGAACAUCAGAGAAUUCACACUGGGGAGAAACCAUAUUCAUGUCAAGACUGUGGGAAAUGUUUUAGCCAGAAGUCGGAUCUGGUAAAACAUCAGAGAACUCAUACAAAGGAAAAGUCGUAUUCAUGUUUAGAAAGUGGGAAAUGUUUUAGUCAGAAGUCCAAUGUUGUUAAACAUCAAACAAUCCAUACAGGGUAAAAGCCAUUUUCAUGUACAGAAUGUGGAAAAUGUUACAAUGAUGGAUCAACUCUUGCUCAGCAUAAACAGCAGUGCCAUUUUAAUCAUGAGACUGUAACAAAGGUUUUA